Humulus lupulus (European hop) is the source of this 456-nucleotide messenger RNA. RefSeq lists its product as uncharacterized. Gene Ontology annotation, cellular component: chloroplast. The transcript has a single exon. Gene Ontology annotation, molecular function: double-stranded DNA binding. Lineage: Eukaryota; Viridiplantae; Streptophyta; Magnoliopsida; Rosales; Cannabaceae. Gene Ontology annotation, biological process: chloroplast organization; regulation of DNA-templated transcription. The coding region runs from base 1 to 456 and encodes 151 amino acids. The record is from RefSeq and is a predicted model, not a curated record.
AUGGAAUACAUACACAAAACUGGGAUUUCCCACAAGUCCAAGAUGUACAAGUACAUUGUCACCCUCAUCAGUGUCUCUCGCCUUGAAACAAUUCGUAGUAAGGUCGCAAACCUUGAGAAAUUUGGGUUUAGCGAGGAAGAGGUUUUUAGGCUUUUGGGCUGUUCUCCUCUAUUGUUGACACUAUCAGUGGACAAAGUUCAGAGAAACAUGACAUUCAUUCUAGGCACAAUGAAGAUUCCAGCUGGAGUUGUCCUUGAUCAUCCAAACUUGUUGUAUUGUAACCUAGAAGCUGUUUUGAAACCGCGGUUUCUUCUUGCAGAGAAGAUGAAGGACAUGGCUUUGGAAUUGCAUAUUAAAGGAUCCAACAUGUCGAGGGCAUUAAGAAUGACAGAGAAGAGAUUUCUCAAGGCAUUUGUGAAUUGUCAGCCCAAGGAUGUUGCUGAUGAGUUAAUUUAG